AUGAUAACAUACGCUGACACGGUAAGCCUUCUUUUAUUGACCCGAUCUCACUUGGCAAUGCCUCCCGAUAGCCCCCAGUCUUCGGAUACGGCCACCGACGGGUAUAUCGAGAAGGACGUGGAGAAGCAGAGCGAGGGCGACGGCGACAUCGCCGAUGGAGAUAUUCGCUCGCCCGGGGGAACUCCGCAGCGAGAGAAAGAAGGCACGAACGGCGCUGCUAAUGGGUUCGCUGACGGAUAUGGCGACGAGCGAGAGCUGAAAGUAUGGGAGUGCUACGACAAACUCGGAUACUCGUUUCCCUGGUUGAAGAAAUGGGGCAUCAUCUCGGUCAUCUUUGCGGUGCAGACUUCCAUGAACUGGAACGCCAGCUUUUACGCCAGCAGCAUCAGCCUGUAUGCCGAUCACUUCAACAUUUCCGAACAGGCUGCUCGUGUCGGCCAGAUGAGCUUCCUCAUCGCUUAUGCAUUUGGCUGCGAAUUCUGGGCCCCCUUUAGCGAGGAGUUCGGCCGCUGGCCCAUUAUGCAGUUGAGUUUGUUUUUGGUUAACAUCUGGCAACUACCGUGUGCCUUAGCUCCCAACUUUGGCACCAUCGUUGUCUGUCGUCUUCUCGGAGGUCUUUCAUCAGCCGGUGGGUCGGUAACCCUUGGCAUGGUGGCCGACAUGUGGGAAGCAGAAGAUCAGCAGUACGCCGUCGCCUUCAUCGUGCUGUCUUCGGUGGCAGGCUCGGUGAUUGCCCCCAUCGUGGGCGGAUUUGUCGCUACCUUCCUGGACUGGCAUUGGAACUUCUGGCUUCAACUGAUUCUGGGUGGAUUCGUUCAGAUACUCCACUGGUUCAUCCCAGAAACCCGUUGUAGUAUCCUGGUCACGCGAGAGGCCCAACGACGACGAGCGGCAGGCGACAUGGUCUGGAGCGGAGAUGAGCUGCAGGGCAAACGGUUGUCAUUCCGUUACAUUCUCAUGAUCUGGGCCCGUCCGUUCAUUAUGUUCCUGCGGGAGCCAAUUGUCCUAUGCUUGUCCUUGCUGAGUGGCUUCAGUGACUCUCUGAUCUUCACCUUUCUUCAGUCAUACUCCCUAGUAUAUAAGCAAUGGGGCUUCAACACCAUCGAUAUUGGUCUCUCUUUCAUUCCGAUACUGGUUGGAUACUUUAUUGCAUACUUUUCCUUCAUACCAUGGAUUCAUCAACAUUGCAGAGUACGCGAGCGCGAUCCCGAUGGACUGCAACCGGAGGUACGCCUCUACUGGUUGCUAUAUGUGGCACCUUUGUUAUCUAUUGGCUUGUUUGGAUUCGCUUGGACCAGCCUUGGACCUCCCCAUGCUCAUUGGAUUGCGCCGAUGAUAUUCUCCUGCUUGAUUGCAAUUGCUAACUUCGCAAUCUACAUGGCCACCAUUGACUACAUGAUAGCCGCUUACGGCCCAUAUUCCGCAUCAGCCACCGGAGGAAAUGGCUUCGCGCGUGACUUCCUCGCAGGCGUGGCUGCGAUGUAUUCUGUUCCCAUGUACAAAAACAUGGGAUCGAACGAUACCCUGGAAUGGCCUUCGACCUUUUUAGCAUUCAUGGCGAUCAUUUUUACGAUCCCUAUCUACAUUUUCUAUUGGAAGGGUCCGCUCAUCCGCGAAAAGUCACCGUUUGCACAAGUCUUGGCGGCGGACCGCAAGAAGGCUGGACGUAAGGUUUCUCAGUGCGGAUCGGGAGGCCCUGAACCUGUGGAGCUCUACUUGAGGGGAUCGAGGUAG
This is a messenger RNA of Penicillium argentinense, 1734 nucleotides long. Its product is annotated as putative MFS multidrug transporter. Lineage: Eukaryota; Fungi; Ascomycota; Eurotiomycetes; Eurotiales; Aspergillaceae. The record is from RefSeq and is a predicted model, not a curated record. The transcript has 6 exons. Gene Ontology annotation, biological process: transmembrane transport. Gene Ontology annotation, molecular function: transmembrane transporter activity. The coding region runs from base 1 to 1734 and encodes 577 amino acids.